AUGAACAACCCAACAAAACUUGUUAAAACUGCCCUAGAGAAUGCACUAAACGCAACCCUACUACUUUCACUCUUGGACUAUGUUUUAUCUCUUGCAACGUCGUUUCUUGGAAAGCUUAGAGAGUCCCCCACUCCAACGCAGCUACUUGGCCUGUUGAUCACCCCUUUGUGGAACUUGCUUCGUGGUUUUGUGACACUAGGCCUCGUCAUGCUCCUUCUUCUUGCGGGCAUAGUCAUCGCGCUUUUCAUCCUUUUAAUGCCGCUGUUGUUGAUCGUGACGAGCCCCAUAUGGAUACCAACUGCCAUGGUUUUGUUGCUUGUUACUACAUUGUUGUUGUUUGUGUGUGGAUUCAUUGUUGUGGUGGUGGCUAUGGUGUUACGGGCUUUUCGCUCCUUCGGGAGUCACAACCCUUUGAGUUGA
Messenger RNA from Glycine soja, 420 nucleotides. RefSeq lists its product as uncharacterized. The transcript has a single exon. NCBI's taxonomy places the organism in Eukaryota, Viridiplantae, Streptophyta, Magnoliopsida, Fabales, Fabaceae. The record is from RefSeq and is a predicted model, not a curated record. Bases 1 to 420 code for a protein of 139 amino acids. Gene Ontology annotation, cellular component: monolayer-surrounded lipid storage body; membrane.